CAUUACCGCCGCCGUUAGGUGUUGGUAGUCGGUGUUUUCUGAGUGGGAAGUGGGAAGGUAGUUGGCGAGACGCGAACAAAAGCGUCCUGCGUCAUAGCCGUUAAACACACGCGCAGUACGCGCCACUCAGACCUCAGUUCUGUUCGACAAAUUGUCGAUUUUCACUAUUGGUUUUUUCCCACCAUAUUGUACCGCUCUCGUUUGUCGUUUCGUUUCCGAACAUCUUCCCUUGACAAGGAUCGACUGCACAGACGUUAAUUUCUUUGGUCGUCGACGAGCUAACCGGCGUCGAUCGCAUCGUCUCCCUCAGGAACGUCCGAGAUUACGUGAAUAGUAGAUAUCAAGUAGCAAAAAUGGAAGGUAAAAUACUCGACCAGCAAACCACUGUUGAUUGCAAUCCAGAUAUGAAACCAAUCAUUAAUGUAAAAUCAAAACGCAAAUAUGAUAUAAUUAUUUUUGGCGCUUCGGGAUUCAUUGGGCAACUUAUCGUUAUGGAAAUGGGACGCUUUUCUCAAACAUACAAUUUAACUUGGGCUGUUGCUGGACGUAACACUGAAAAAUUACAAAAUGUACUUGAAAAAUUGUACAAAACUCUUGAUGGUUAUGAAGAUAAAAAAAUUGAUACUAUUUAUGCUGAUGUACAAGAUAUUAAAACUGUAAUGAAAAUGGCUCAAACAACUUCUGUGGUUAUAAAUUGUAUUGGACCCUACUAUAUAUUUGGAGAAGUUGUAGUUAAAUCUUGUGUUUUUACAUCUACUCAUUAUGUAGAUGUAUCUGGUGAAUCAGUAUUUAUGGAGAAAAUGGCAUAUAUGUAUAAUAGACAAGCUGAAGAAAACAAUUCAAUAAUUGUUAGUGCACUUGGUAUGGAGAGUGUACCGGCUGACUUUGGUGUAGAAUUUUUAUACAAAAAUUUUAGAGGUGAAUUGAAGAAUGUUGAUAUAUAUAUGAGUCUUUAUGACAGUUCAUUCACAUUAACUAAUAGCGCACACAUACAUGAUUGUUCUUGGAUAAGUUUUAUAUUGGAUUUUGCUACUAGAAAACAAAGAUUAUACUACCGAAAUUUGUUAGACAAGUUAACAGGAAUAACCAGAGUAAAACCAAACAGUUCCAAGAUAUUGCAUAGACAGCAGAUCAGUAUGCAAAAUGAUAAUAAAGAAUGGUGUGUGGCUUUUCCAGAACCAGAUCAAGCCGUUGUUGCUCGAUCAAUUCAUCAUGCAAAAACUAAAGAUAAUUUGCCUUAUGAUUUUGAUGUUCAAAACUAUAUGGUUUUUGGCAAUUUGAUGACAGCUCUUGUUGGUCUAUUUGUAUUCAUAUCAACAUCAAUCUUGGUUUUGUUUAAACCUUUUAGAAUUUUCCUUGUUCGAUUUCCGACAUUAUCUUCUUGUGGGCUUGCAACGAAAACAGGUCCAACAGAAGAAGUAAUGGAAAAUACAUGCAUGUCAUUAACUUUGAUUGGUUACGGGACAACAUCUGUCUAUUCCCCUAAUGCUUAUAUAAAGGAUAUUACAUACAAUGAUAAUACCACUUCAAGAAAAACUAUUGCUAAAGUUAUAGCUAAGAACCCAUUUUAUGGACUCUCUAGUAAAGCUGUUGUCUUGGGAGCAAUAACUAUAUUAAAAGAUCAUAUUAAUAUUCCCAAAGGGGGUGUUUUAACACCAGCUGCUGCAUUCCGUAACACUCAAUUUGUGAAUCGUUUAAUAGAUCAUGAUGCCGUGGUUUUUGAAAUUGAGUCCGACUUGAUUACUUACAAACAACAAUCAAAAUUAAUUUAAAUCUACUGUCACCUAUUUAGUUGUUUUUUAGUUUUUUGCAAUGUUUAAGACCUAUUCCAUUAAAUUAUAUCUCUUUGCCCUUGUUAGAAUUAAAUUUUUUCUAUUUUCAAUUUGUAAUUGUUUACCUUAUAAGUUUUCAGUAGCUCAUUUGUCUGACAAAGAGUACAAUUAUUCAACGGUUUUAGUUGCUUUAUCUUAUAAUCAUUUAUUAUAUGUCAUACUCAUAAGCUUGCUUUUUAAAAGAUAUCUACAUGUUCUAGUAUAGUAUCAUUAUAGAUUGUUAAAUUGUUACAAAACUACUUACAUUGCUUUACUAGUUAUUGAAUAURUUAAAAUAUCAGUAUUUUAUGUAUGUACACUAGAAAACGAUUAUAUUGAAGAUGUAGGCUAUAGUGAAAUAUCAAGUUUAGUGAUUUAGUCUUAAAGGCAUGGGCAAAACUCCUAUAUUAGUAUUAAAUAAUUAUAAUGAUUAAAUUUGACCUUUGAAUGUAAUUAUUAACAGUCCCUACAGAGUACAGUGUGUGUGUGUAUAACAGCCUUUUUAUUUUAUAUAUAUUAAUUAUGUAUUGUGUAUUAAUUUUCAUAACUAAUAUAUUUUACUGAAUAAUAAAAAAAAUAAACUAACUAAAUACAAAUUGUGUUAAUAUCAUAGGAUGUAUUAUAUAUAUAUUUUUAAAUAUCUACAUUAUUAUUACUUUUUUUUUUUGGAAAAUGAAACCUAAGUUAUUUAUCUACUAGUCAAGCUAUAUGCAUAUAUCUUAAGGAUAAUAAAUGAUGAUUUAAUACUUCCAAAAAGUACAACAUUUUGUUUAAAAAUAAGAUUAUUAAAUUAUUAUGUUGCAUAGGAGAGUGUUUUAACACCUCUGAUGCAUUUYGUAAUUUUUGAUUUUCAAUUGAUGAAUGAUGCUUCAGUUUUUGAGUUUGUUACACAUGCCAUUAAUUUUGAUUGGUUGAUGGUAGAAAUCUAUCCAGUCUGCUCGGUAUUGCAAAUCUAAAUGUUCUAACACAGAAAAAAAUUAUUAUUUAGAAAUCAUUAGGGCUAGGAUUGGAUUUAUAUAUAGUAAAAAAUUGUAAAA
This is a messenger RNA of Diuraphis noxia (Russian wheat aphid), 2848 nucleotides long. RefSeq names its product saccharopine dehydrogenase-like oxidoreductase. Lineage: Eukaryota; Metazoa; Arthropoda; Insecta; Hemiptera; Aphididae. The record is from RefSeq and is a predicted model, not a curated record. Gene Ontology annotation, biological process: glycolipid biosynthetic process. Gene Ontology annotation, cellular component: lipid droplet; plasma membrane; mitochondrion.